Molecule: messenger RNA, 1563 nt
Organism: Sinocyclocheilus rhinocerous
Lineage: Eukaryota; Metazoa; Chordata; Actinopteri; Cypriniformes; Cyprinidae
Product: claudin-20-like
Exons: 3
Coding region: 395-1273 (292 amino acids)
Cellular component (GO): membrane; bicellular tight junction
Molecular function (GO): structural molecule activity
Source: RefSeq, a predicted model, not a curated record
AGUAAAAGGAGUGGGAACAUGUCAGGCUGGGCACUAUGACCGCCCGCUUGGAGCCCGUGGAAUGUGCUGUGCUCAGCCACACGUCCACCCAGAGCCCCUCUCAUCCACUACCUGGACGUCACACACUUUGUGACUGUUCUUGCUGACUACACACGUGGAAGUGUGUUGGCAUAUUCUGGCUUUAGCAGUCAAGACAUAGAGCAGCUAGAGGAAAUCUCUCCAGAACUGCUUGACACACCAUAGCGCUCCAGUGGAAGGCCUUGCGGAGCCAGUGCGGAGGAAUUAUCUGCUGUCAGGUCCUGCGCCGGGCUGAUAGGGAAACGCAGCGCACCGAGGGCCACUGCAAGGUGAGAGGGACGGCUGCAGGGGGAAGGGAACGAAAAGUCAGGGACCGAUGAUGCCGUCUUCCACCAUGCAAAUGUUUGCAUUCAUUCUGGCGGUACUGGGAGUCGUGAGUGCCACGGUGGCCACACUGCUACCCAACUGGAAGGUGAGUGCAGAUGUGGGCUCCAACAUCAUGACUGCCAUCUCGCAGAUGCAGGGACUGUGGAUGGACUGCACCUGGUACAGCACUGGAGUCUUCAGCUGCUCGCUUAAGUACUCGGUGCUGGCGUUGCCGGCUUAUCUCCAGACUGCACGCACCACUAUGGUGCUUUCCUGCAUGAUGGCGACAAUGGGACUCUGUCUGGCCGCCCUAGGGCUGAAAUGUACUCGCUGGGGUGGCAGUUAUCGCUCGAAGGGACAUACGGCGAUUUCUGCAGGGGCUUGCUUCGUCAUAGCCGGGGUCCUGUGUCUGGUGCCUGCAUCCUGGUUCACCAAUGAUGUCAUCACUACGUUUAUGGACUCCAAAGUGCCUAAAAGCAGCAAGUACGAGCCAGGAGCAGCGGUGUACGUGGCAUUUGUGUCGGCAGGAUUCCUUUUAGCCGCAGGCGUAAUCUUUUGCUUAUCGUGUCCUGGAAGAAGAGGCGGUCCAUUGGAUUCGGGCUCGUCCCACCCCGACAAGCCAAAGCAGCAGAAGCUGCGCCAGGAGCAGCCGACCCGCGACCAACAAAAACAGCAGCUCUGCGAACAGCAGAGCCAGACUGAACCGCCGGAACAAGAGCAGUCGCAUCGAGAUAAACUGCAACAGGAAAAGCUACAAGCGGACGAUCGUCGGCAAGAGAAGUCGGUGCCGGACAGGUUGAACCUGGAGAAUGACAAGCAGUACCACUCUCCAUCCCGAGCCCGAAAUCAAGAUGCCAAGGCCGUCUAUAGUCUGCACGACUACGUGUAAACAACAGUCAUCGAGCAUUUAGGGUUUAUUUGCUUAUAAGACUGCCUUUCUUUGUGAGCGGGAUAAAGAGGAGGGGAAAAGCAGUGGAGCAGCAGGAGGAAUAAUGACUUUGAUGCCGUUAUCAACCCUUCUCAUCUGUGCUUUCGCUUACAGCAAGCGAAGCAUUGGAGGUAUUUCCAAAGCCCCGGAACAGACAAAGUAAGGAUUGUGAAUCCUCGGGUUCACGGUUUUUAUUGCAACUACAAGUACAAAGAGGGGCCAAAUGGUGGCGCAUCAUAAAACUGCAACAU